AUGUUUCUCACCUCAUUAGCAGACCAGCUUAUAAUCAUGAAAUUCCCAAAACUCAGCGGAGCUAAAGAGCAGUCCGAGUAUUUCACACCCGAAGCAGUCGAACGCUUCCCAAUUGAGGCAGCAGAAGCCUUUGAGCCCGAGGACGAGGUUAUCCGUCGAAUCCACCGUACCGGCUCUCCCCCCGGUACUCUCCUUUGUUCAUUCCCUGACCCUGCACCAGCGACAACUCUUAACCAGUUCCGUUUCCAGCUCUACCGCGAGAAUGGGGUGUGGCCUGGUCUUACCGGUUACCUCGAGAAGUAUGUGAACCUUACACACUUGGUCUGGAGCAUGUGCGCUAUACUUGCAGAUAGCAACAUCGAUCCAGAUUGGACAGGUACAUUUGAGAUGUGGCGCACGGAGUGGAGACAGUUCAAUAAGAGCUUUCAAAUUCACGGAAAUACGACGCGCACUUUGGAUGUCCCCCCUUCGCCAGUGAAUGUUAUUUGGAUUCAGAAGCCUAACAGCCUUAAAUUUGUGCGGAUUGGUCUAAGUGAAUACAAGGAGAAAUACGGUGAUCGCGAGAUUCUGCAGGCUCUCUGGAGGUGGAUGCUGUAUGAUGUGCCAGCUGAAGCUAUUGUUGAAGGGACUUAUAUCAUUAAGCUUGGGCAUGAGUCUUGGUUCCCCAAGGAUUAG
This is a messenger RNA of Penicillium robsamsonii, 675 nucleotides long. RefSeq lists its product as uncharacterized. The record is from RefSeq and is a predicted model, not a curated record. Lineage: Eukaryota; Fungi; Ascomycota; Eurotiomycetes; Eurotiales; Aspergillaceae. The transcript has 2 exons. Bases 1 to 675 code for a protein of 224 amino acids.